UCACGACUCAUUGUUUAAAAAUUAUAGGAUUAAUGGAAGCUGAAACAUCCCAAUUCUGAAUUUGGUCUUUUUUCUUCAUAAACCCUACUAACUUGGGGCUGUCACAGGGGGGAAAUUUGCACCCAAUUUCUCUCUGAUUUGCCCCAGGUGAAAGAUGAUUCUUGGCACAUUGUUUUCAGCUGCUACAAAACAGUCAAUUUCAUUCAGGUGUAAUUUGUUACUACUUGAUUUGCUGUGUCCAAUGGAACUAGUGGCUUGGGACUAGUAAGAGGAAGGAAGCUUUGACAGUUGGCAAUCUUCUAGCAUUUUAUGUUUUGGAGAACAUUUUAAAUCAUUGUGAUAAUAUGGCUGGGGGAAAUCAACCACGCCAAAGUGACAAACCUUCAAUCAGAUACAGGUGUAAUCUACUUGAUGGGGCACUGUUUGAAAUCACUGAUUUAGACCGACAAAGUAAUGCCCCUAUUUCUUCUGGAAAUAAGGAGAACCCUAAAAAUACUGACUCUGAAUCUUCUGAGAUAAUGAGCACAAGUGAGCUCAUAUCAGCAGUUGGAAGUAUAUGGGAUUCUGCAGCUCGCCCUGUUACACGAAUCCUAUCUAAAGCAAGUUCUAGAUGCAAUAAUACCGAUCACCAAGAAAACAACAUAUUUGGUUACUCCACUGCAGAUAAAAUUUCUGGUGUUUGUUUUUCACCUCCUGAUCACUCAAUACCUGUCAAUGUGGAUAGUGAUACAGAUUCUUCACCUCUACUGCUUGCAAAUGUGGAACGACUAACAGUGAACCAGAAAGUGUCAUUCUUUGGUCCUCUCUUAGGAAGUUCUUCUCUGCAGAGUCUCCUCCAUGACAGAUCUACCAUGCAUCCAGAAACUCGGAAAGCAAAAGAUUUUGUCAAUUAUUUACAGAAUGUGUAUGGUUGGAUGCAUGAAGCAUCCUUACUGAAAUUUAAGCAACAACUAAAUUGUGCUAGUAAUGGAUGCCAUGAAAACAGAAAAUGUACCAUAGAAGACACGACAAACAGUCCUUUAAGUUGCUGCUCAGUUGUGGAUACAGUAAAUGCUGAUUGCCAGACUGACAGGGAAGAGCCAGCUGGUUCAUUGUUAAAUCAGAUCGCAAAGCAUGAAGAGAUCGACAGGGUGUCAACCGGCACUUCAUCUCUAAGGCACUAUAAUGAAGUUUUUCAUGACAAAAAGUCAAACACACUAGAGAUUUCAUGUUCCGAAAAUAAGUCAGUCUUCCAUGAGUACUCUGUCACUCCAACUUGUUCUGCUAGUGUAGAUGACAGAGUUAAUGCUAAGGAUCACAUAUAUGAUUCUGCCAUUAAUGAAAAAGUAGAACUGGAGGAAGAGCUCAGUUCUGAAGUACAGAUCUCUGUGGCAAAGGAAAAGCCUCGGUAUGCACUUGCAAAACAAGAGCAUGCUUUUGCAGGAGCAAUGGCUGGAAUUUUUGUCAGCCUUUGUCUUCAUCCAGUUGACACAAUUAAGACUGUUAUUCAGUCAUGCCCCAAUGAUCAGAAGCCACUUUAUUAUAUAGGCAGAUCAUUUAUUUCUGAAAGAGGAGUAACAGCACUUUAUCGGGGAAUUUCGACCAAUCUUGCUUCAUCUGCACCAAUAUCUGCACUUUACACCUUUACAUACGAAUCAGUGAAAGGGGCCUUACUUCCUCUUUUUCCUAAGGAAUGCCACUCUUUUGCACACUGCUUGGCUGGGGGUUGUGCAAGCAUUGCCACUUCAUUCAUUUUCACUCCGAGUGAGCGCAUAAAACAACAGAUGCAAGUGGGCUCCCACUAUAAAAACUGCUGGGAUGCCUUAAUUGUGAUUAUAAGAAGUGGUGGUUUGCCUUCACUGUAUGCUGGAUGGAAAGCUGUACUCUGGAGGAAUAUUCCACACUCAAUCAUUAAGUUCUAUACAUAUGAAAGAUUGAAGGAGUUGAGGUUGUCAUCAGUUCAACUGUGCAACCAAAAUGACACACUAAUGACGCUUGCCUGUGGAGGAUUAGCUGGCUCUACUGCUGCACUAUUCACAACUCCCUUCGAUGUUGUCAAGACAAGAUUACAGACACAGAUUCCUGGAUUUACGACUCAGUUUGGUGUAUUCGGCACACUUCAAGAAAUUGCAAAACGUGAAGGUUUGAAGGGUCUCUACAGGGGCUUGAGUCCUAGAUUGAUCAUGUAUAUGACCCAGGGAGCAAUUUUCUUUGCAUCUUAUGAAUCUUUCAAGAAGAUAUUUUCUUUGGAUAUCCCGCAGCCUAAAACAGAAACGGUUCCAUAUGAACAUAAGGAAGAUGAUCGUGCAACGUUGCCUUCAUGAAGCUAACAAAGGAAAGAUCAGUUCAACAUAGUGCAUCUUUGCAGCAAUGUUCCAAGUGAGAAAAUAUGAUUUCAAGAUUAACAUGGAUAUUUUCCUUUGUGCUGGACCACCUAACAGAUGAUGAAGGAAACUGAAGUGCUAAUAGAAACAUGCAGGCUGAUUAUCCAUCGAGUUUUGAACUGUGUGUCAGCUAGCCCUCGGGAAUUUCUUGGAGAGGAUAUAGGGAUGCUGGAUGCAUACUUUUGUAGUAUGAUUGUAAAUUUGAUAUUAACAUUAAUAUAGGCGACUAAACUUAUCUGGAAUUGAGGUAUAGUUGAUUGA
Solanum stenotomum is the source of this 2624-nucleotide messenger RNA. RefSeq names its product mitochondrial aspartate-glutamate transporter AGC1. The transcript has 10 exons. Gene Ontology annotation, molecular function: S-adenosyl-L-methionine transmembrane transporter activity. NCBI's taxonomy places the organism in Eukaryota, Viridiplantae, Streptophyta, Magnoliopsida, Solanales, Solanaceae. Gene Ontology annotation, cellular component: mitochondrial inner membrane. The record is from RefSeq and is a predicted model, not a curated record. The coding region runs from base 345 to 2303 and encodes 652 amino acids.